AUCGCUGGCAAAUGUGCACGCACACGCCAUUGCCUUUCCAGUUGUUGCUGGCAGCUCUGCAGUAGGACACAGCCCCAGCACCUUGCCGUGCUGCAUCCUCUGUGCCUUGGGAAGAGGAGGAAGAGGCAGCUGCGGGAAGGAGGCAUUGCAGGAGAGGAGAGGAGAGCAGAGGAGCGGGCGGCUGGCCCCGCCGCUGGGCAGAAGGGGCGGGGAGGCGGAGGCUGGCACUGGGAGCAGCGCGUACCUGGAGCACGGGAAGCUGUGGAGAGGAGGGGACAGCGGGCUGAGGGCUGCGCCCCACCGCCUCUGCUCGCCUCUGCCCGUCCUCCAACGCGCUAGGGAAAUUCGGGGGAAUGUUCUGCUCCCUUAUUUCUCUCCUCUCUUGCCCUUUCUGAAGAGAAGAAUCAAAGAGAAGAGAUGCAGAGAGGAAGGAGAAAGUGAAAUUGUGAGAUGCUGCUGGGAACUUCGAUCUCUUCCCUCACAUCCCUUUCCCUGCGUAGAAAUGGAAAAGGCAUCCCGCUCCCUCUGGUGCAAAGUGGCUAGUGUGGGAAAGCAGAACCUGGCAGCUGAACGAGAAUGUGAUGCUUGAAGAAAGAACCAUCUGCUCACUUUGUACAUGAGGGAUGGAAAUCUCAAAAAUACUUGGGCUCCUGGUAGAGCUGUUGAGUCUGCUAUCCUGUCUCAGAUGUGUGGAGGCUUUCUUGGGAUCCAAGCCCAACCAAAACCAUUUGCAGAGUGCAGCGCCCAGCGUGUGUGCUGUGGGACCUCUGGGGUACUACAAUGGCUCACUGGCAGUCACCGAGGCYGGGGCAGAGUGUCUCAACUGGGCAGAGUUCCCUGAUUAUGUUCAGCAGUACCCAGACCGUGGCCUGGGGGACCACAACUACUGCAGGAACCCAGAUGGAGGAAUGACACCCUGGUGCUUCUACCGGCUUGUGUCGGGGGCCAUUGGCUGGGCCAACUGUGACUGUAACCAAGGUGCUGUGCGGUUGGCUGAAGACAGUAGUGUGGAGCUGUACUUCAAUGGACUCUGGGGUACCAUCUGUGCUGACCACUGGACUGACUGGGAUGCCAGUGUUGUCUGCAGGCAACUAGGUCUCAGUGAGAUCGGCACAGCUGGGAAGAAGAGUCAUCCUGGGCCAUGGCCUGUUCCCCUGCAUCUGCAGUCAGCAAACUGCCAUGGAGAUGAGGAAGCCCUGCUGCAGUGUGCCUAUCAGGAAGUUAUGUCAGAAGCUUGUACCCAGGGGACUGCCACAGUAACUUGUGUUCCUCCGGAAGGUGUAGGUGCCCCUCUGCGUAUAGUUGGGGGAAAGGAGAGUUUUGAAGGAAGAGUGGAGGUUUACCAUGAUGGCAAGUGGGGAACCAUCUGUGACGACCAGUGGGAUGACCGGGAUGCUGAAGUAGUCUGUAGACAACUGGGACUCAGUGGGACCCCAAAAGCCUUGUCAUGGGCUCACUAUGGGCAGGGAUCUGGCCCAAUUCUGCUGGAUGAAGUUCAAUGCUCAGGGAAYGAACUCUCCCUUGAUCAGUGCAAGAAGAGUGACUGGGGACAGCAAAACUGUGACCACAUUGAAGAUGCUGGCGUCUCCUGUAACCCUUUCACAGAGGGCACUGUCCGGCUGGCUGGCGGCCUCAGCCCCAGCGAAGGCAGGGUGGAAGUUUAUUACAAUGGAGACUGGGGCACAGUGUGUGAUGAUGGCUGGACAGACCUCGGCGCCCAGGUGGUCUGCAGGCAGCUGGGCUUCAGUGGUCCUGCUGCUGUGGCUUCUGAAGGCGACUUUGCUGCUGGCCAAGGCUUCAUCUUACUGGAUGAUGUGGCAUGUGUGGGGACAGAGCUGUCCCUCCUCGACUGUCCCCACAGCAAUUGGGGGCAGCAUGACUGCUCGCAUGUUGAGGAUCUGGGAGUCCGCUGUUCCCCAGAAAGCAACACAGUCAUGGAUGGCAGCCUGGCAGCCCAUGUGUUUUCACCUUCAGGACCCCCUGUGCGGCUGGUGGAUGGAGAAAGCACCAAGGAAGGCCGGGUUGAGGUGCUACUGAAUGGGCAGUGGGGCAGUGUCUGUGAUGAUGAUUGGACAGACAGAGAUGCCACAGUGGUUUGCAGGCAACUGGGAUUCAGUGGUACAGCAAAAGCCAGGGCAAUGGCUUAUUUUGGUGAAGGCCAUGGGCCCAUCCAUGUGGACAACAUAGAAUGCAGUGGCAUGGAGCACGCCCUGGGGCAAUGUGCCAGGUCUGACACCAGGAUUCACAGCUGCUGGCACAGUGAGGAUGCUGGUGUGAUCUGUGACUACGUUGAAGAGGAGAUCCAAGGUAUCAGGAGAACAGGUCCAGAGUCUGGUGUGUGUGGGAUGCGCCUGCUUCACCGUCGCAAGAAAAGGAUCAUAGGUGGAAACAAGUCUCUGAGAGGCAGUUGGCCAUGGCAGGCCUCACUGCGGCUGAAGGGUUUUCAUCGAGAUACUCGUCUGCUGUGCGGAGCAACGCUGAUCAGUAACUGCUGGGCAGUGACUGCAGCCCACUGCUUCAAAAGGUUUGGUGUUGAUGUGCGACGCUACCUCCUGCGGGUGGGAGAUUACCACACAGGCGUGAAGGAUGAGUUUGAGAGGGAGCUGCCCUUGGAGCGGAUUGUCCUCCACAGGAACUACUGGGCUGGCAGCAAUGAUAAUGACAUAGCCCUGGUCCGGGUGCGGGGCAGAGAAGGGCACUGUCUCUCCUUCAAUCACCACGUUCUGCCCAUCUGCCUGCCUGACAGGAGAGAGAGGUCUGACAUCAACAGGCAAGCCUGCAUCAUCUCUGGCUGGGGAGACACAGGGAAGUCCUACUCAAGAACCCUGCUGCAGGGGGUGGUGCCUGUUCUCCCGAGGGAAGACUGUGAGGCCCGUUAUGGGCGGAAGUUCACCAACCGCAUGAUUUGUGCUGGGAACCUCUCUGAAGAUAAACGGGUGGACAGCUGUCAGGGUGACAGUGGAGGGCCACUCAUGUGUCAGAGAUCAAAUGGACGCUGGAUCAUUUUGGGUGUCACUUCCUGGGGGUAUGGCUGUGGUCGGAAGGAUUCACCCGGUGUGUACACAAAGGUCAGCAAAUUCGUACCCUGGAUCAARAAAGUGACCAAGCUAAAAUGAAAAUGACUGAGCUCUAGGAAUUUCAGCAUGUGGUCCUUAGUGCCCUGCAGCGGCAGAAGGCUGUGGCUUCUGGACUGUGACUGAUGGAGAUUUAUUUUGUCAUUGGACAAUGGCAAAAGACUUUAAUGUAGAACUGAAGGAAAACAGCUAAGACUGAUUCUUUGAAGUCUUUGGUUUCACUUUAGUCUGUAAUCUGUAAGCAGAGAAAGCAGGUGCCCACUGGUGACAAUAAUAAGUAUACRUUGCUCUAAUAUCUGAAUCCUGUAAUGCAAUCACACAUUCCUUUGCCCCGGUACACAGAAAUGGUAGAGGUAAAGAGAUGCCUACUMCUGCAAAUUUAUUCAGAUUGUGUAUUUGGACAGUUGAAUCAUGCUGCAAGGAGAGGUGAGAUGGUUGCAAGAUGGCACCAGGUGCUGGCAUAGUGGAAAUCUUUGGAUAUUUUUUCAUAACAGCUCUCUUUAAUUCCAGCAAUCAGAAGAUUUGAUGUGAGUUGAGAAAMAGGCCAACAGUUGGGUUUUUUUCCUUCCCUGUUAUGUCUCUAGGGGGAACCUUUUCUCUUCUGAAUAGUAGGUUUGCUUCCAUAUAAUCCCUUUCAAGUGUCUGCCCAGGCUAAGAGAUGCUUUUCCUUCCUGCUGUAAUUCUCUGUCACACAUUUCCAGCUGCCAGAUGCUAUGUUUUUAUUGCUGCUUUUUUGCUAUAGUAGUUCAUGUGUGGUUGGGCUUUUUCUUCUUUCCUUAAAGUAGCAUCUUCUACAAUCAGUUGUUGCUGUGAGAGGCAGUAGUUUUCUUGCCCUCUUGAUUGCUAUGAAAAACUUAAAAAUGUGUCCUCAAAUGGCUGAAUAGACGUGUUAUUUUUCUUUAAAUCCAAAUGUAAUCUUAAUCUCAAACAUUCAAGUGUUGAAUCGUGAUUCAACAGCACUGUGGGGACUUGCUAUUGGUCCCUUAUUCACCAUAGUUAUUAGCUGCCCUUUGUUUGUGCUGCUAGUCUUUAAUAUCUCUGUGUUCACAGUUUUCCCAUGAAAUAUGGAAUUUCUCCUGGGGUAUAGAUACAGCUCCAGCAAAUUACUCAUUCUUUGUGAGAAAGACUAAGUGUGCUGCACAGUAAGCAGCUUCCCACUUUUGUGAAGUGUGUCCUGUUCUUGAAGCCUCUGUGCUAUGCUUCUUUUUUCCCUUCUUUGCACUGKAUCUUUCAUUCCUGUCAGUGGGAGUAAAUUGGCUUAACUUGAGGGUAUGCAAGCACUGUCAUCAAGCUGUAGUUCUCAGCCUGAAAGCAGGAGUUAUUGAUACUACAAUUUCUUUCUUCUGUCUCAUCCAAACAAAUGAACAGAAUUCCCUCUUACGCCUUAAGCACUUUUUAAAAUUAAUUUAUUAUUCUUGAGUAGGAAAAAAUAUAUAAAAGUAGACAGAAGGGCUAAGUGCCUUAACAGUUGUACAGUCAGAGAGGACAGGUCUGUGCAGGAGCAGGAGCAAAAAGCUUUGCUGUGUAACCAARGGCUUGAGUGUGAGUAAUAAUACAGGAUGGGACAUGUGGAACUUGUGCCAGAUGURCAUGUUUUGGGUAGGCAGCAACUGGGUCAGGCACUGACCUGCUGUCUGGAAAGUCUGCACUCAGGGCAUUGAGGUGUUCAGUAUCUGGGUAUUACCAAUGCAAGUACAGAAGGCAGAGCAGUCUGUGGAUUAGCAGUGUCAUAUUACAGGRAAUGUGGUGACAGUUUUAGAAAUUGCCUUGGGUUCAAGAAGUAGUGAUUGCCUAAAGCUUUAAUUUGUCUUCUAUAAAAUAGCUUAAUGUAAAGGUGCUAACUUGACUAGAUGGCUGAUUUUUGUGUGUGAAAACUAAACUAAACAGUGUGUUAGUUUUUGUUUAAAGUUUUGUUUACCAUUUCCAGGUAUUAUAGGAUAGUUGGCUACCAGUGUUGCAAUGGACUGUUUUAAAAUCCUGCUUGGAAACUUCAUUUUAACAAAGAAUUGUGGGAAUCUUCAAAACCUGUAAUGUCAGGACCCCCGCAAACUGGCCUUUGAGACAAACCUGAUCUGUUUGUGCCUCUUCUAGAGGUGCUGAAUGUCUUCAGUGCAGCUUUGUGCUGAUAACCCUGUUUAAGAUGCCAGACUUGAUCCCUUGGCAGCACUGUGCUUGGCUCCACGCUGGCUGUGCUGUCCUAUGGCUGCUGGCAGAGUCUCUAAAAUGCAAGCUGCAGACUGCUCCUUAUCUCCCAGGAAUUAAAAUGCCAAGUGGACCAAGGGCAAAUAUGUUACAGACCUCUUGUCUUGUGGGGGAUUACAUGCCAAGUUCUAAACUGGCAGGAGCAACAGCUGACUGGGAAACAUGAARGGAUUUGGGUUUUUAAAUUCAGCCUCUCCUGAGCCAGCACGCUACAGCAGCUCAAAAUAGAGUUUCUGUGCCUUAGGUGCUGUCACAUCUCUAGUUUAACCUGGUUUGAUCUUUCAGUUUAUACCCAUAACCCCAAUAGGCACAGAAACACCCAAAGGAUGACACUGUCAGGUUAUUUCCCUAAGCCUACCUAGUGAGUGGCCAUUCAGGAGUUAGCAUAAAUUACCAUGUAACACAAGUGAGACACAGGCCUGGCAUAGCCUUCUGAAAUUCCUGUGUUMUAGUUCAAAAUAUUUCUUUCUCCUAGAUCUUGUCACUAUGAAAGCUGUGAGAAUCCUUGUAAUUAACACCUUGUGAGUCCUGCAUGAGCCAGGAGGAGGGAAGUAUCCAAWCUCCUUUGCCUGCUUUUAUACCUUACUGGUGCUGUAGGUGAGCCUGUCAAUACGCUCCUAUGUUGACCUGGCRUGUUUCAGGACACAGCUAUUGCUCUUCACUGUUUAAUCUGGGACUGUGGCCCAAACCAAGCUCAUGUGCUUUGCCACUGAGGCUUACUGGAACUGCCUGAGCAGCACUCAAACACCCUAGGACUGUAUUUUAUAAUGCUGGACAGCAGCAGAUGUUUCAAAAGAUAGUAUGUGUGAGUUGUACUAAACAAGUUUUAACAAUCUUUCCUUUUGGAGAAUUUUGGUUUUGACCCUUUAAAAUUAAUUACUUAUUUCAAUUAUUAAUUUAAAUCAAUUAUUAUUUUAAUUAAUUACUAUUAUCRUAAUUAAAAAUGGAAGUACAAGUACUUGGUCCUCUAGGUGUUGUACAAACACUGUGCACUAUCCUUCUGUCUUUUUUUUUUCCUAAAGURUAAGAGUUUAUAUCCCUAAAUUUAAAAAACUAUUUAAUGUAACUGAUGUAACCAACCUUCAUCUUUUAUAUAAAUGUUUAAAGUUUUUGGUUUUAAUCCAACUAAGCUCUCAGUCUCAGUAUUUUCUGGCAAUGAAAACCAUUAUAAUUUUAUUCUCUAWAGCCCAUAAUUUCUUUUUAUGGUUCCUGAAUUAAUUGCCUUUUGUUUUCAUUGAGUACCAUCUGUCCUCGUGUUCUCAGCCACAAGAGGAAAUAAGGAGCCUGGCUUUAUAUUCUCUGUUAUACAUUAUUCUAGAGACAGUUUCUUUUCCAAGACUGUGGCUUCUCUGUCUUCUUCAACCUAAACUGUGUAGGUGUCUGAUAAYAUGCAGGCUAUUUCUCCAUGUCUUCUCUUUCGGAGGCAUCUUUAAACUUUGGUUAACAACUGAAUGCAGUUUGCUAGGGGAGGCUGUGUCCCCUGCUGAUUAUCUGAGUACAAUUUUCCAUAGUAGGCAAUGUUGUAAGUGAUUUUAAUGCUGUAUCUGUAUGAUGGAGCUAGUUUUAAACUUGUUAGUGUGGUUUUGGUGGCAGCCUAGCUACAAGGACAUGAAAAACCCCUGAGGUUAGUUCUCCCCGUGUCUCAGGCAGGUGCAGCAGUCCCACUGAGCUCACAACAGCUGCUGUAGGUCUGUCUGGGGAGCUCUGUGUACGGAGCACCUGGAGAACUGUGUAAGCUUUGCUUGUGCUGACAUACGUGGAGGGCUGGGACAAGUUCACCUKUGCAGCAUUAGUCCCCUGGAUAAGGCUAAGGUGUGUGCAUUUUUUCCAGGAGCUGAGAGCUCAGUGUUGGUGGUGGCUGCACUGUGUCACAUGGAUGCCCUGAGAGAACUUUCCAUAGUGGAUUGGCACAUGAUAGUUGUGUGAGAAAGGGAACAUCGCUAUGACUGGCUAGGAGCACUGGCACGAGUACAAACGUGGCUGUAGUAAGGGUCUAAGGAGCAGCUCUUAGUGCUGUCGACAUCCCUCUGAGAGAAUCCCCCAGUGCUCCAAAGGGUGCCCCAGUAUUGGAGUCUUCCUGGGCUGCAGUGCCUGCUGUGGUACUGUCUUGAAUCUCUCCACACUUUUGCCAACUGAAGCUGGAUUAAAGAUUUAUCACUUUMUUGUGGCUGAAAACUGUUCUGAUGAUUUCUUUGUUCGAUGCUGUAAUUAAUCAGGCAGCUUUUUAUUAACCUGGACAGGAUGUCAAUUAUCCUUGUAGUCCCUGUAAACUUGUAGCAGAAGAUAACAGAUCAGUUUCUCAAMGGUAUUAGUGGAAGCAUUGGUGAGGAACCAGGAAAGUGGGUAUUUGCUCAGGGGUAACAGAGGCAGKUCUGCCUUUUGUCUGUCUUCCUUUCUUUCUGAAGCCAAUAUCCUGAAAUCUCUUCAUACCAAAAGAGCUGCAGUGAUCCGUCGACCACUGGAAGACAGGUUUUUAUGUGUAUAUUCAGCAAUCAGAUGAAAGCUUUUGAGAGAUGAACUAUGGUGGGGCUUUUAACACUAUCUUCAUAGACUCACUGGGAGUUUCUUACAGCUAGAGGAACAGAAUCACCUCUGGUGGUAACCCACUUGGGACUGCUCCUUGUAGAACAAGGCACUGUGACCUGGACCAGUGCACAUCUCCUGGGCUGCAUUUUUUCUUGUUUGGAAAAAUACUUAAUUUUCCCUAUCAAAAUCUCAUUUUUGUAGUAGCCCAUUCAAGUCCUAUUAAAAUCCCUUUCUACUAAGGGCUGAGUACCUCUGAAGUCAGUGACGUGCCAAAGCUGUCAUGUCCCCUGGAACAACACCAAUGACUCACAAGGUAUGCUAAUAAACGGAUUAUACUGUGACUGUGUGGGGCUCUGUCUUAUUUUUCAUAAAGGAA
This is a messenger RNA of Malurus melanocephalus (red-backed fairy wren), 8178 nucleotides long. RefSeq names its product neurotrypsin-like. Lineage: Eukaryota; Metazoa; Chordata; Aves; Passeriformes; Maluridae. Bases 624 to 3116 code for a protein of 830 amino acids. Gene Ontology annotation, biological process: proteolysis. Gene Ontology annotation, molecular function: serine-type endopeptidase activity. Gene Ontology annotation, cellular component: membrane. The transcript is spliced from 15 exons. The record is from RefSeq and is a predicted model, not a curated record.